Pocillopora meandrina is the source of this 4795-nucleotide messenger RNA. NCBI's taxonomy places the organism in Eukaryota, Metazoa, Cnidaria, Anthozoa, Scleractinia, Pocilloporidae. The record is from the annotation of a GenBank genome assembly.
AUGGCGGCUAUGUUGAGAGGCUGUCGCAUGUUAGAAAGUGUGCCAUUCUUGGUGAGUAAAGUGGACAAAGAACCGUCAAAAUUGUUGUUCGUCAUAUGAAUCUCAUGUUGUUUUCUUUUUUGACAAAAUUAUUUCGUCCUUGGUCUAUGACAGGCUCGAAGUCUGAGUGUCUCGUCUGCCCGAUGUGCUGAGCUAGCCGCUAAGGUAAAUUUACUAGCACUACAUGUUCAUAUAUGUUUACAAGCUUCUGUUGGUUCUGAAUAGUGAAUUUCUUGACAAAAAACUGAGUAUUACUAACUUGAAAUGAACACAGCCCCCGUAAAACGAUGAUCUGUUUACAUAAUUUGUGGUUGAAUCGUUAUUUACGAUAGUAUAUUACAUGCUUCUUUUUACGUGACUUCGUAGAUAUUCUUAAGAUUUAGACUGAUUUAGAUGACGAAGUAUCGUGAAGCUUUUUCGUGGUUUGCAUUUUGUGUUGUUUUAAAUCUUUAAUAAUAGACUAAAAGUAAUGGGUAAAAUUAGUGAUGUGCAUGGGAUUCGUGUUUUCUUAAGAUAAACAAAUACAGUAAUUUGGCUCUGUGAGAAAGGUCAAUUUGUAUCACUUUGUGGCUGAUCAAACUUGAAAAUGAUUAUAGUGCAGGGGGAAAGAAAUAACCAGUCAUUCAGAAAAGUCAUGACAGUGUAGCAGUAGAUGUUAAAUUUACUUGCUUGUUGAAACUCUAGCAAUCUGUACUAAUGAAAAACUUUAUGAGAUUUGAAGUGUCACCAUUACCACCAAUGAUCAUUUGAGACUGAGGUCAAGAGUGACAUGAUAGCACCCAAACCCUGAAAUUGCCAGGCAUCCAAACUAAUAUGUAGAAUAUUUUGACUUAAAGAACUGAUUGUGAAAUGAGGGACUCAAUCUGGAUAGGUAAUCCUUAAUGAAUAAUAUGCCUGAAUUUUAACACAAUGAUGUCUUGGAAAUUAACUUGCAUCUUUUCUCUGUUCCCCUCUCAAACCAGUAGAAAUGUAGGGUAAUGUAAGAUUUAGAAAUAUAAUAGUAUUGUUGUCCUGUGUAAAUUUUGAUCAUUGUAAAAUACAAUUUGUUUCUCUUACAGCCUCCUAUACAAGUGUUUGGUGUAGAAGGCCGCUAUGCACAUGCUUUGUACUCUGCUGCAGCUAAACAAAAGCAUUUGGAGAAGGUUGAGAGUGAAUUACUGAAUGUCGAUGAGCUUAUAAGUACAAAUGAAAAACUCUCUGAAUAUCUUGCAAAUCCAACUUUGGACAAGUACAAGAAACAAUGUAAGGGUUGACAUGCUAAUCUGUAUCAAUGGUAUCAGUUUAUACAGUCCAGUCUUAACUAAAAGUAAACACUAUUUGGUCUUGUUAACAAAGAGUCAUAUCAAUUUAAAAAGGGAAGAUUUCUGCCUAAAAUUUGCUUUUCAACCUAUGUGUGAUAUCAGGGAGUUUAACUCUGAGCAAUGAACUGUUUAAUGUGGUGAAAAGGUCAUUUGGCCUCUUUUCAUUAUUGUUUCCUGUUUUGCAAUGUAGUUAGACAAGUUCAUACUGGUACCCACUUUUACACUUGCCUAUUUGUUGCUUGACAAAAAGAAAGAACAUGUUAUCUGAAUUCUUUACUGUUAAAACCUUGAUUGGCGAGUUUGACAACCAGUACAAUUUUUUUAAGUUUUGAUGUUUUAGAAUUUUUUUAUUAGUUUAAAGAAGCUAAAGAAGAUUGUCAUUUUUCACUGAUAUACAAUGGUUAGUCUUAAUUUGAUUUUGGCUCUGACUUUCUUCCUUUAGCACUUCUUACUGAUGUGUUGAAAUCACAAAAAUAUACUGAUAUUACAGUGAACCUUUUUGGUGAGUUUUCUUGUUUUUAAAUUUCCUAUUCCUUCAUGUUAUCCUCUUAAGUGAAAUUGCAUUAAUUGUUGCUUUUAGAUCUCCCAUGUUUACUUCUAGCUUGAGGGUUAGAAUACAUGUAUUAUGUUUUUUUCUUUUAAUUUUUUAUUUUGCAAAAUUACAAGAUUACAAUACUACAUGACUAAAAUGCUAGUAUACUACAUCACUAAAAUGCUACGAUACUACAAGAAAUUACACAAAAAAUUACUUAAUUACAAUACCAGCAUAAAGACCACACCCAAAAUAAAAAAAAAUUACAGUAUUAAUUCCCCUAAUUGUACAAAAUUACAGCAUAGCUGUGAAAAUGCUAGUAAUAUUGAGACAUACGUGUAAGCAAGUGUUUGUCAAGCAAGUAUUUGCAUUAGUAAAUCCAAUAACACUCUUGUUUUGGGUUUCUUUUUACAGCAAUAUUGGCAGAAAACAACCGCCUUGGUUUAGUCCAUAAUGUAGUUUCUGCAUUUGGCAAACUUAUGAGUGCAGCCAGAGGUGAAGUGUUGUGUUCCAUAACAACUGCCAAGGUUUGUUUUAGUUCUUCAGAAGUAUAUUUGAUUACCUGCUAUAUUAUUAUUACAAAGCAAUAUUAUGACAUGUAAUCCCCUACAAGUGUAUUUGUUUUUAAUGCAGAGUUACUAUGAAGGGAGUUCCUACAAAGUACCAGUAUAGUGUUGCUUUGUACUUUUACAGUCUUUCUCUCCAUAUCCUAAAGCCCAUUAUCUUUCAAUUAGGGAAGUGUGAAACCUUCAACUUUUUUUUUUACAAUUUCAGUGCUUGAUUGAUAUUGUGUACAGAGUUGAGGGAAGAUAAACUUGAUGAUUUAUACCAAAUGAGUUCCUGCUCCUGAUCAGUUUCUUAUGUUCCAUUAUCAUGACAAGAUAAAUUUGAUGUGUAGUUUGUGUGUAAGGUUUUACUCAGAACCCAUUCAUGGGUCUGAUUUAUAGUUUAUCACUGCAAUGGUUAUUUCAUAUCUUGAAAUUAAUUUUUGAUUACACACAAAUUUACACAUGUAUUACAUCUUUGUAACUAUUACAUCUGUGGUCAGUUAAGUCUCCCCUGUUUUUUGUAUGAAUUGCAGUUAUAAUGAAUAUUGGGAAGUGUGUUCAGUAUAGUGUUGAGCAUCUGUACAUGUGAGUGUUACAGAAGUAACACUCAUGAAGUUGAAUUUGAGUAAUGACUUCAUCUCUUUCAGUUCCAAGAGCUGUACAUUACUUGAAUGUACAUUUUAUUCUAGUGAAGGAAUUACGGAAUGUCUUUCUUUUUUUGGUUUUCUUCCAACUUAAAUUAAUACUGUUUUUUGGAUCGCAGUAGUAAAAACAUAAAUAAGAGUCAAGUUAACUAAUUAAGAUAAACAAACUAGAAACAAAAAAUGAAUCCAAAGGAAAAAAAUACAUUGUCCUUACACUGAUAAGGCUCAAUAUAUAAUUGUAAAAAAUCGACUUCUAAUAACAGAAUUAUACCAAGCAAGACUUUAAGUAAACUGACUUGAAAAGGGAUUAUGUUUAAAACAAACUGGCUUUUAAUACAAGAGGACUGCAAAAUAGCUUGGGGUAUGAUAAACAUGCAAAAAAGUGUAACUGACGAAGACAAAUGCUAACAAACUUAACCCUUUAACCCCCAAAAGUGAUUAUCAUGGAACUUCUCCCUAUAAUAUCUGUUCACUAUUCAUCCAAUACCCAAACUUAUCUGAUCAGAGUUGCUAUCUUAAUCUAACACCAAAUUCUUGUAACUUAUUUACAAAGAAAUGUGUAGCAGCUAUAGGGGAGAACUAACAAUUGGAUCUUGGGAGUUAAAGGGUUAACAGAAACACUAACAAGGAGGUAUGAAAAGAAAAGAAUGUAAUAAAUAAAUACAAAUUACAUAAAAAAUAACUAUCAAGCACUUAGAUCUUACAAGUAAUGUGUACAUGUGAUUACUGCUUUGCUUUCUCAGGAAUUGGAUUCUUCUCAAUUGAAAGAGUUGCAAGCAGCAUUGAAAGGUUUUGUACAAAAGAAUGAAACUCUUAAGAUUGAAACUAAGGUGAGUAAACCACCACUGGCUUUCUUUUCAUCCUAGUUGAGUGGUCUUUUAUACUACAUUUCUAGUGCGCACUUGCUGUAAUCUCUCCAUUUAGCACUUUUUUGGCUUACUUUCCUCCAGACACUCUUAAGAGUUACUGGAACUUGUAAGAGAGAGAGAGGGUUGGGGAGGGAGGUGGCUGGCUGGGGGGAAGCUUGAGAGGAUAUAUAAAGUUAGUCAAUAUUGUUUUUUGAGGUAGCAUUAUAACCAACAACAUUUAAUAUUUGCUCUUCUGGGUCACUACAAACAUAACCUAAUUUGAAGUGGACUUUUUGACCAAAGAGAUGUCUUCAGGCAUCCUGUUUUUCAUUUAAGAGCAUGACUUUAAGCUUAUGGACUGAGGCUAAAAUUGCCACAUGGAUAGGAUCACUGUAACAUUUAGAGCUUAUUAGCGUUGCUCAGGGGUCUGCUAACUUGUUACCUCCUAUAGAUCGACCCUUCAGUGAUUGGAGGAAUGGUUGUGGAAAUUGGUGACAAACGCAUAGACAUGUCCAUGGCCACAAAGAUAAAGAACAUCACAAAUUCACUGCGAGAAAGUGUCUAAUAUUUUUGGAGUUGUAAGUUCUGAGAUUUCCCAAGUUGUUCAAUAAAGGUUCAAUUGUUUGAUGACUAAAAAUUAAUUUGAUUGUAAUGAUUUAAUAAGUUGUGAAAUAUCUGCUCUUUGGAUGUAGUGUAGUUGAAUAUAUAUGAAUGUUGAGAAUCUUUUUAACUCUCAAGAAUGCAUUUACCCCCAAGUGUGAUUUUCCUCAUUGGGAAAUAAAUGGAUGAGAAAUUCUUCUGUUGAUUAAUUAUAAGAAUUUACUUUGGGAUCAAAUUGUCUGGUUUCAGUGCUCAAGCGUGGUUUUUUUUAAAGAAUUGGUUG